GGGGGAGGAACACAACAGGAACUUAUCAGAAGCAAAGUAAGGAUCCAGAUCCACACUGAAGCUGCAGGAUGAAGGGGGCUGAAGUGUUUCUUCUGGUUUUGGUUCCUCUGCUGGUGGUUGUGGAGCGCUCAGAGUGUGUGCAGUGUUUUGCCUCCUUCGACCUGACCACAGGUGAGUGCAGCGCAGAACUAGGGGAAGUGGAGCUAGAUGACUGCUGUCAGAACUCUCAGUAUGGUUACCAAGAAGAAGAUGGAUCUUGUCACUCUUGUGGAGUACCUACAUGGUCUCCCUGGUCCCAAUGGUCGUUUUGCAAUGUUCUCUGUGGAGAGGGUGUGAAGCAGAGAAGAAGGAAGUGUCAUGGACUUGGGGAACCAGAGUGUGAAAACUCUAAGGAUACACUGCAGACAGACGUGUGCAACGGCACCUGCUGCAAUGAUUUGGGAUGGAGCUCAUGGAACCCCUGGACUCCUUGCUCGGUUACCUGUGAAGGAAAAGGAACCCGAAUGAGACAGAGAGUCUGCUCCAGUCCUCCUGAGUGUCAGUCAUCAUGUGUUGGUCCUGCAGAGGAGACACAGCCCUGUGAGGCUAGCAACAAGUGUCCGGUCCAUGGAGGUUGGUCAAGCUGGACAGCCUGGUCUGGAUGCUCUGGUUCAUGCAUUGACAGUAAUACCAAUGUUCCUUCGAGAGUACGACAGCGCACCUGCUCCAACCCGGCCCCCUCACCGGACACGGUGCCGCAUGGCGAUCCCUGCUCUGGGGAAGCCUCUGAAAGGCAGGACUGCAGCGAGCUCCCUAAUUGCCCAGUGGACGGCAACUGGGGGCCCUGGCUUCAACCUGGCCCAUGCUCUGUCACCUGUGGAGAGGGUCUGCAGUUAGAGUCACGGCGGUGUGAGAACCCUAGUCCUAAAUAUGGAGGCAAAAUGUGUGAGGGGGCGAGCACUCGGAGUACCGUCUGUAAAAGUCCCUGUCCUGUUGAUGGAUUCUGGGCUGGUUGGUCAAACUGGGGUGAAUGCUCAUCUACCUGUAUCUCCCCAAGCAGAGAUACAUUUAGGACACGCCACCGAUCCUGCUCAAACCCUGCACCUUCAAUAAACCCACCUGGUAAACGGUGUGAAGGUGACGACUCGGAAAAGACCAACUGCAACCUGCCUCAUUGCUCAGUGAAUGGCAACUGGGGUCCUUGGUCAGCCUUCAGUCAGUGCCCUGUUACAUGUGGAGUGGGUCUCCAGGUGUCAGAGAGGAGGUGCGACAGCCCUGCUCCCAAUCACGGUGGCCUCCCGUGUCCUGGAGAAAGUAAAAAAAACAAACUGUGUUACACUCAAGUCCACUGCCCAGUGAAUGGUGAGUGGUCUGAGUGGUCGGCGUGGAGUGACUGUACAUACGCUUGGGGGGGAAGGGACAUCCGCUGCCUGCAUACAGGUGGCAAGCAGACUCGAAACCGCACGUGUCUCCAUCAAGCUCAUAAUGGAGCCAUCUGUGCCGAAGGAAAGUUGACAGAGACGCAGGUCUGCUACAAUGUCGACAAGUGCUAUUUGAAAGGCUCCUGGGAAGGUUGGGGACCUUGGUCUUUUUGCAUACCGCCCUGUGGAUCCAGGUCUUCACGUAGGAGGUUUAGAAUCUGUAAACCUGAUUACAGCGAAUACAGUCCAUAUAUCGGUCGCCAGAAAGCUCCUGCAAAUUUCCAUGGAAAGCCUAAGGCAGACUGCCCGCUAAUUGAUGGAGAAAAGAAAUAUGAAAUCGAAAACUGCCUUAAUGUUCCUCCCUGCAGCUAAAUAUGCACUCCUUAAAAAGAUCAAUGUCAAAAUCCUCCCAACAAAGGUGAUAUGCAUGUAGAAAAAAAUCUUUCAGUUGAAUAUGACAUUUUAAAAUUUGUGCUGAUUUCUGUUAAAACCUCCUACUCCAUCAGACUGAAAAAAAUAAUAACUUGACUUUUUGACCAUACAACGGAUUCCCUAUUACUGUGCUAGCUUUUAAAAUAAUCACUUUUGUUUUCCUUUUUUAUUUCGUCCUCAGGAGUUGUUUGUAACUUUGAAAAUGUGUUUUUUUGUUAAUAUAAUUUCGACUUUUGUGUAGAUUCAAAAUUUCAUCUGCUUGCUUUUU
This is a messenger RNA of Cyprinodon tularosa, 2100 nucleotides long. Its product is annotated as properdin-like. The record is from RefSeq and is a predicted model, not a curated record. Bases 69 to 1772 code for a protein of 567 amino acids. NCBI's taxonomy places the organism in Eukaryota, Metazoa, Chordata, Actinopteri, Cyprinodontiformes, Cyprinodontidae. The transcript has 11 exons.